AUGGCGACUGUGAAAGAGGAAGAUGGGAAAGAGGUUGUCAAAGUGGAAGGGGAGGAGGUAGAAGCUUUCAGAAUCAAAAACGAGGAAGAUGCCAUAACAUUGAAAGUAGAGAAUGUAGUGAAAGAAGAGGAAGAACCUUUUAGAGUAAAAGAGGAAGAGGAGGCUAUCUCAAUAAAAAAGGAGGAAGACGUUUUGGGAGUGAAAGCGGAGGAGGCUGAAGAUCAGACUACCACCAGAGAGAGACGUGACUAUCGUGAAUCCUCUGGGGAGCAUCAACAACAUCCUGAUGCUGACGAGGAAGAGAAGAGUCUCUCCAGAUCAGAACACCAGAUGGACAACGCUAGCCCUUCCUCUCUCCCGGAGUCCCUGUAUCGUGCCUCUCCCGGUAGCACCUUACUGCUGGGUAUGAAGAGGUUGUCUGUGCUGCUGGUGGACUGCAGGAAAACAACAGGGCUGAGUGGAACUGUGAGAGGAGGAGAAGAGAUGAAAGGAUCAGAUUUGACACAUCAAAGAGAAAGACCAGACUCAGAAGAACCAGAGCCAGGGAUGUCCAAACCAUCAAGAAGACACCAGUGCUCUGACUGUGGAAAGGGUUGUAACAGGUUAGGGGCCCUGAAACAACAUGAGAGAAUACACACAGGGGAGACGCCUUACCACUGCUCCCACUGUGGCAAGUGUUUUAAGCGGUUAGGGAAUCUGAAAGGCCACGAAAGAAUACACACAGGGGAGAAGCCUUACCACUGCUCCCAGUGUGGAAAGUGUUUCAGCCGGUCACAAAUCCUGAAAGCCCAUGAGCUAGUACAUACAGGGGAGAAGCCUUACCAUUGCUCCCACUGUGGCAAGUGUUUUAAGCAGUUACGGAAUCUGAAAGGCCAUGAAAGAAUACAUACAGGGGAGAAGCCUUACCACUGCUCCCAGUGUGGCAAGUGUUUCAACCAUUCAGGGAAUCUGAAAGACCAUGAAAGAAUACACACCGGGGAGAAGCCUUACCACUGCUCCCAGUGUGGAAAGUGUUUUAAGCGGUUAUUGAGCCUGAAACGACAACGACACGGGCUAGUACACACAGGGGAGAAGCCUUACCACUGCUCCCAGUGUGGAAAGUGUUUUAAGCGGUUAUUGAGCCUGAAACGACACGGGCUAGUACACACAGGGGAGAAGCCUUACCACUGCUCCCAGUGUGGGAAGUGUUUUAAGCGGUUAGGGAGCCUGAAACGACACGGGCUAGUACACACAGGGGAGAAGCCAUACCACUGCUCCCAGUGUGGGAAGUGUUUCAGCCGUUCAGGAAUCCUGAAAGCCCAUGAGCUAUUACAUACAGGGGAGAAGCCUUACCACUGCUCCCAGUGUGGAAGGAGUUUUUACCAUAAAAACAGCCUGAACCAACAUGAGAAAAUACACAGAUGGGAGAUUCAUUACCACUCCCUCCCGGAGUGCAAAUCUUUUGCCCAUUUACGAAGCCUGAAAGAGCAUGACACAGAGGAGAAGUCUUACAGAAGGUUAGACUUUGGGAAAACAUAUUACUCAUAAUCACUUAAAUGUCAUUAGAGAAUCCACACAGGAGAGAGAAAUUACUACUCUUAGCGUGUAUAUUGAUAUUUCACAUCUCAUUUUUCUUACAAUUCAUCAGAGAACAUACACAGUGCUCCCGUUGUCUUAUAUUGUUGCCUAUAAUGUGUUGACCUGUUUUUACCAGAUGAAAUUGUUUUUUGUAAAGUUAGUGUGGGAGAGGUGGAAAAAUUGUUAUCGGUCAAUAAUGACAAACCUCCUGGCAUUGACAACUUAGGUGGAAAGCUACUGAGGACAGUAGGAGUGGCUAUAGAGUCAGCUAUCUGACAUAUUUUAAAUAUGAGCCUAGAGGAAGGUCUUUGUUCUCUUGCCUGGAGGGAAGCCAAAUUAAUCCACUACCCAAGAGUGGUAAAGCGGCCUUUACUGGUUCUAACAGCAGACCUAUAAGAUUGCUGCAAGCUC
Molecule: messenger RNA, 1968 nt
Organism: Oncorhynchus kisutch (coho salmon)
Lineage: Eukaryota; Metazoa; Chordata; Actinopteri; Salmoniformes; Salmonidae
Product: zinc finger protein 883-like
Exons: 5
Coding region: 1-1527 (508 amino acids)
Biological process (GO): regulation of transcription by RNA polymerase II; embryo development
Cellular component (GO): nucleus
Molecular function (GO): RNA polymerase II transcription regulatory region sequence-specific DNA binding; DNA-binding transcription factor activity, RNA polymerase II-specific
Source: RefSeq, a predicted model, not a curated record